Messenger RNA from Gorilla gorilla gorilla (western lowland gorilla), 1414 nucleotides. RefSeq names its product isochorismatase domain containing 2 (gene ISOC2). The transcript is spliced from 6 exons. The record is from RefSeq and is a predicted model, not a curated record. NCBI's taxonomy places the organism in Eukaryota, Metazoa, Chordata, Mammalia, Primates, Hominidae. The coding region runs from base 454 to 1071 and encodes 205 amino acids.
CGGUGCAGGGGGUGGGCCACGUGUCCAACCCUAACGAAACGGUAACCAGCCCUGGGAAGCCCGCAAGAGGCCUCAGCGGUGGCCGUCCGAGCGCCGAGAGGUGAGGGUGCCCCCGGCCUCACCUGCAGAGGGGCCGUUCCGGGCUCGAACCCGGCACCUUCCGGUCCUCAGCAAGGAGAACGCAGGGAUCAGGAGAAGGACACCCAGAGCCACGUGUGGAUGUGGCCCAGAAGGCUUCCCAAGGAAGUCACCUCCCUGCUGAAUAGGACAGAAAUAAGAAAGAAGCCCAUUCCAGGCCCAGGGAACAGCAGACACAGAGACCUGGAGGUGGGAAGAAGGUUGGCAAGGUGCCCCGGGCCCUGCCAGGCUGAGUGUGAGGACCUGGACGCCAGCUGGAGACACUGAGAGGAGCCCUCGGGCCUGACCCACCGUCCCUCUGCCCACCCCCAGAAAAUGGCGGCUGCCAGGCCCAGCCUGGGCCGAGUCCUCCCAGGAUCCUCUAUCCUGUUCCUGUGUGACAUGCAGGAGAAGUUCCGCCACAACAUCGCCUACUUCCCACAGAUCGUCUCAGUGGCUGCCCGCAUGCUCAGGGUGGCCCGGCUGCUUGAGGUGCCAGUCAUGCUGACGGAGCAGUACCCGCAAGGCCUGGGCCCCACAGUGCCCGAGCUGGGGACUGAGGGCCUUCGGCCGCUGGCCAAGACCUGCUUCAGCAUGGUGCCUGCCCUGCAACAGGAGCUGGACAGUCGGCCCCAGCUGCGCUCUGUGCUGCUCUGUGGCAUUGAGGCACAGGCCUGCAUCUUGAACACGACCCUGGACCUCCUAGACCGGGGGCUGCAGGUCCACGUGGUGGUGGACGCCUGCUCCUCACGCAGCCAGGUGGACCGGCUGGUGGCUCUGGCCCGCAUGAGACAGAGUGGUGCCUUCCUCUCCACCAGCGAAGGGCUCAUUCUGCAGCUUGUGGGCGAUGCCGCCCACCCCCAGUUCAAGGAGAUCCAGAAGCUCAUCAAGGAGCCCGCCCCAGACAGCGGACUGCUGGGCCUCUUCCAAGGCCAGAACUCCCUCCUCCACUGAACUCCAACCCUGCCUUGAGGGAAGACCACCCUCCUGUCGCCCGGACCUCAGUGGAAGCGCGUUCCCCCAUCCCUGGAUCCCAAGAGUGGUGCAAUCCACCAGGAGUGCCGCCCCCUUGUGGGGGGGGGGGGGGGGGGGGGGCAGGGUGCUGCCUUCCCAUUGGACAGCUGCUCCCGGAAAUGCAAAUGAGACUCCUGGAAACUGGGUGGGAAUUGGCUGAGCCGAGAUGGAGGCGGGGCUCGGCCCCGGGCCACUUCACGGGGCGGGAAGGGGAGGGGAAGAAGAGUCUCAGACUGUGGGACACGGACUCGCAGAAUAAACAUAUAUGUGGCUGUGGACCAAA